This is a messenger RNA of Paramecium tetraurelia, 597 nucleotides long. RefSeq lists its product as uncharacterized. The record is from RefSeq and is a predicted model, not a curated record. The transcript has 3 exons. NCBI's taxonomy places the organism in Eukaryota, Ciliophora, Oligohymenophorea, Peniculida, Parameciidae. Gene Ontology annotation, cellular component: COPII-coated ER to Golgi transport vesicle; endoplasmic reticulum-Golgi intermediate compartment; Golgi apparatus. Gene Ontology annotation, biological process: Golgi organization; endoplasmic reticulum to Golgi vesicle-mediated transport; intracellular protein transport.
AUGAUUUUAGAAUUAAUUUUCCUAUUAACAGGUGUUCAAUCUAUUAUUCUCAAAUUCAAAGUUCCACCUGGUUAAUAAUAGUGCAUCAAAGACUCCGUGUCUUAAAACACACUCAUAUAUGGAAAUUAUGACACUACAUCCCUACAUUACAGUUUUACAUUGAGUAUAAUAAAUUAAUAGGAUUAAGAGUCAAUCAUUAUUCAGCAUGCAAAUGAUAUCAAUCAAUAAUUUCAUUAUGUAAUGGAAGAGUCAGGAGAAAUUUCUAUGUGCUUUGAAGUUGAGGAUUAUGCAGAUGUUACAAUUUUUAAUCUGUUUUAUGAAAGCGGUGCUGAAAUCUAUGACUAAGAUUUAUUGGCCAAAAAACAACAUGUUCUUAAUUUAAAUGAGACAUUAGAAACAAUGGAAUAAUUGCAAUAAGAUAUAUCAAGAGAAUAAUUGUUGAUUGUUGAUAGAGAAAAUAAAAGAAAACAUAGCUUUACCGAUAUUUAAACUAAAAUCAUAGGGUUUGCAGGCAUAACCUUUGGAUUGUUAAUUAUAGUGGGUGCUUGUUAAGUUAUAUAUGUCAGAAGAUUUAUAGUGUAUAAAAAAUUAGCUUGA